AUGAAAAGCAUAGGAGGCGGAGGUGGUGAUGGUGGUGCCAUUAUUCCACUUCAUCAUGGAUGUGGAAAUAUAAGGGUCACUACUACUAACCCUUCCAUGUGUUCAGUUGGUCCUCCUUUCACAGCCAUAGAAAGGUUUUUGUGGGGACAACAGCAACAGACACAGUAUAACGUAGCAAACAAUGGCCAUGCAAGUAUUUUUGGUGGUUCAACCUACAAGUUUAUGUGGCCUAAUAAUAGUAGUACUACUCAAGAAGUGAGCUAUGCUGAACAGAUCAUUUUUGCAAAUAAUAAUGAAGAGGCUCUGAAUUGGACACAACAAGUGUGCUUCAAAGAAGAUGGGAAGAAUAUUGCCAAAGUGGUGGGAAGAAGACCUAAGAAAGGGUCUUCUGUGCCCUUGAUCAAAGGACAGUGGACUGAUGAAGAAGACAGGAAACUGUUGAAGUUGGUGAAACAACAUGGUGUAAGAAAAUGGUCUCUGAUAGCCGAGAAGUUGGAUGGAAGGGCUGGAAAGCAGUGUCGAGAGAGAUGGCAUAAUCAUCUGCGGCCUGAUAUUAAGAAAGAUAGUUGGAGUGAAGAAGAAGAGAGGAUAUUAGUAGAAACUCAUGCCAAGAUUGGAAACCGUUGGGCAGAGAUUGCGAAGUUCAUUCCCGGAAGAACAGAAAAUGCAAUAAAGAACCAUUGGAAUGCAACAAAAAGGAGGCAAAACUCAAGGAGAAAGAACAAAAGAGCAGGAACCUCAAAUGGGAAGCCACAACCCUCUAUUCUCCAAGACUACAUCAAAAGCUUGACUCUGAUCACCAGCACCACCACCUCUCCCGUGGAACAACAAAUUGCACCUCAGCUCUCUAAUUCUGUUACCAAUAAUGAAAAUUCUUCACUAAUGGCUGAGUCUUAUGAUGAUGAGUUGCUAUUCAUGCAACAACUUUUCAAGGAGAAUAAUGCCAAUAAUGUUGAAUCUCUUAAGCACUCCAAGAAUAUUAUCAAUAACUCUUCUGCAGCCUCCUUGGAUUGUUAUUAUCAUCAAACUAAUUACAAUGGUGGUGGUCAGCUUCUCACUGAUGUCACUCAAUGUGGGUUUGUUGUUCAUUCCAACCCUAACACAACAAACUCACAUCACAACAACAUGUGCUUGGAUGAGAGUCUCUUCAUCUCUAGAAAGAGUACUACUCCUCAUGCUCCUAUCAACUACCUUGAUUCCGAUCAUGUCUAUCUCUCUCACUUGCUUAAUGGAACUGCUGGUUCAUCAUUUUGCUAUAAUAAUUAUGGGGUUCACAACCAGAACAACAUGGAGUUGCAGCUGGGGAAUCAAGAUUGUUUUGAGGAAAGAGGGAGAUGGAUAUGGUAG
Glycine soja is the source of this 1347-nucleotide messenger RNA. Its product is annotated as transcription factor MYB119-like. Gene Ontology annotation, cellular component: nucleus. The transcript has 3 exons. Gene Ontology annotation, biological process: regulation of DNA-templated transcription. Bases 1 to 1347 code for a protein of 448 amino acids. Gene Ontology annotation, molecular function: DNA-binding transcription factor activity, RNA polymerase II-specific; RNA polymerase II cis-regulatory region sequence-specific DNA binding. Lineage: Eukaryota; Viridiplantae; Streptophyta; Magnoliopsida; Fabales; Fabaceae. The record is from RefSeq and is a predicted model, not a curated record.